Molecule: messenger RNA, 465 nt
Organism: Blepharisma stoltei
Lineage: Eukaryota; Ciliophora; Heterotrichea; Heterotrichida; Blepharismidae
Source: the annotation of a GenBank genome assembly
AUGAUAAAAGCCGUCAUCAUUUUUAACACAGCAGGAAAGCAUCGACUUGUGAAGUUUUAUGAAGAAAUUGUAAAUCACAUUUAGCCGCAUGACAAGAAAAAUGAAAUUAUCGCGAAUUUAUUUAAAGAAUGCACAAAACGAGGAGAAUAUAGCUGCAAUUUCAUCGAAGAAUCCAAUUUAUGGAGAGGCUGCAAAGUAAUUUUUAGGCUGUAUGCCACUUUAUAUAUAGUCUUUGUAGUAGAUGAAGCAGAAAAUGAAUUAGGGAUCCUUGAUUUAAUACAAGUUUUUGUUGAAGUUUUAGAUAAAGCUUUUGAAAAUGUAUGCGAGCUUGAUUUGGUUUUCCAUCCUGAAAGGGCUUAUGCGCUACUUGAAGAGCUCGUGAUGGGAGGGAUGGUUAUUGAGACCAAUAUUUCAGAAAUUUGGAAAAUUUCACAAAAUAUGAUUGCAUUGGAAAGAAAGUCUUAA